AUGAAGGCAUUCAAGCUUCUCCUCUUCAUAUUCCUGUCACUUUUCAAUCUUGGACAAGGAUCCAAGCUCGCUGCCCCCAGCGAGAUGCUCGCCAUGUACAACGCAUAUGUUUUGGACUUUCUCAAGAACGGAGCAACACGUACUCUGGGACCGAGCCUUGACAGUAAGGCCUUGGUUGACUUUGGAACCUUUGUGUCGCACAUCUAUACGAGGGCAAAGUUUCCCCGAAAUGGGGUUUUCUUGAGCCAAACCCCAGAAUACAGCAAAGAUACAUUGGGCCAAAUCAAUAAAUUCUUGGGAAAGAAACCCUACUACGACACACAAUAUCUGCUACGAGAGGGGAAACUUUUGCCGAAGUCGCAUAAGGUUAUCCUCGAGCGGCUCAGUGAUAUCGUUAAAUCGACCCGAGGUAGUACCGCGCCGGGCUUCUCAGACGCAUGGAAAACCCAUCUCCCCGAGUUCAAGCGGGCUUUAGCAGGUACCCAAGGGGCGCGGCUAAGUGAGAUGUUCUCAGUCGGACUGAAGCCAUUGUUUGAGAACAAAUAUCUCGGAAAGACUCUGCAGUCUUCGUCAUUUCCUGUAAUGGACACAGACGUUUCAUACGAUCGCGAGAACUGGGGAUUGACUUUGACGGCCAAUGGCGGUCAAGUAUCUACAGCUCAGGAGUACAAAACCUGGUAUGUUGGUCUUCGGAACAGCAAAGAUCCCGGUGCGCGGUCUUACAUGAACCAUCAAAAGAUCACUACCACGAUUGGUCGGAGCUUGACUGAGUUGGACAGCUUGGAUAGUUGUGAUUAG
This is a messenger RNA of Penicillium samsonianum, 798 nucleotides long. RefSeq lists its product as uncharacterized. The transcript has a single exon. The record is from RefSeq and is a predicted model, not a curated record. Bases 1 to 798 code for a protein of 265 amino acids. NCBI's taxonomy places the organism in Eukaryota, Fungi, Ascomycota, Eurotiomycetes, Eurotiales, Aspergillaceae.